Molecule: messenger RNA, 420 nt
Organism: Marmota monax (woodchuck)
Lineage: Eukaryota; Metazoa; Chordata; Mammalia; Rodentia; Sciuridae
Gene: Msmp
Product: microseminoprotein, prostate associated
Exons: 3
Coding region: 1-420 (139 amino acids)
Source: RefSeq, a predicted model, not a curated record
AUGGCUCUGAGGAUGCUCUGGGCUGGACAGACCAAAGGGAUCCUAGGAGGCUGGGGGAUCAUCUGUUUGGUGAUGUCUCUUUUCUUGCAGUACCCAGGAGUCCACAGCAAGUGUUACUUCCAAGCUCAAGCCCCCUGUCACUAUGAGGGGAAAUAUUUCACCUUGGGUGAGUCUUGGCUCCGCAAGGAUUGUUUCCAUUGCACCUGUCUGCAUCCUGUUGGUGUGGGCUGCUGUGACACGUCUCAGCACCCCAUCGACUUCCCUGCUGAGUGUGAGGUACGUCAAGAGGCAGGAACCUGCCAGUUCUCCCUGGUGCAAAAAUCAGACCCUCGGCUGCCCUGCAAAGGGGGAGGACCCGACCCAGAGUGGGGCUCAGCUAACACCCCUGUUCCUGGGAUUCCUGCUCCUCACUCCGGCUAA